AUGUCGAGUCAUGAAGAUGAAGUUAAAGAUCUUAUAAGGAAGAAUAGUGAGUUAGUACAAAAGGUACAGUAUUGGAAAGUGACUGCAGCGCAAAGGGAGAAAGAAAAGCUGGAACUUACCAAAGAGAUAAAUGAACUAAGAUUAAAACUGAGUAGAAUACGAAAUGGUGGCGCAGCACAAGCAUGUCAAUUAGAUGCGGCAUUACAAGCAGCAAGUCAGGAGGCACUUACCCACUUGGUACAAGCAUCUAGUGCUGUUGCCAGGACCAUGGAUCUGGUAAAAACAUUUACGAGGGAGAGACAGGAGCUAGAUGCAUCUUCACCUCGAUGGAGUGCAAUCAGUGGUACGCCAACAACAGACAGAGUGAACAGGGUCCCACCAUUGUUGAUUGGUGGCCAGUCCAUUCAGCCAGUGGUAUCACUUAGCAGGACAUUGCUUAAUACUAGUGGUUCACGUUCUAUCAAUAGAAGUCCUAAUCAAAAUCAUAAUGUGACAGAGAGGGCAGUGCCUAUGCAUAUGUUACAAGAUGUGUACAUUCCGUUAACAAGGAUAGAUGCGGCCGAAGUACUUCAUAACAAUGUGGAGGCUGAUGCUGAUUCAAAUACCUUUGAAGAUAGUACGGAAGAUCUAGGUUUAGAAGAUAGUACCGAGAGGGUAUUGGAGGACUCCCAAAAUCCCGAAAUUGAUGAAACCGAAACAUCGCGAAGGUUAGACGUAGUCGCUGAAGAGCUGGAGCCGGAGGAUGAUGAACGAAUAUCUCCAAUUAUUCCUAGUAUCAGAGUGGAGGACCCAUUGGAAGGGCCCAGUUGGUUGCUGGAUAUACAGAAUAUUCAGAGUAGGAGAAGAAAAAGUCGGGUGAACUUUGAGCCGGACUCCACUACGGAGUUAGACGAGAGUGCUCGGGUUGACAUUUCUGCUGGUCAGAGCAAACCCAAUGAAAUGGAGCGGCUAGUGGUGCCGGACGCACGGCAGGAGUUCACGCCCACGGUGCGUCGCCGCAAGCGCUCUUCCUCGCCGCGCGCCGCCCGCAGGACCAGUGUUAACGGACGCGUCCUCAAAGUGCUCAUCGCUAAGAUGAGUCUUGGAGAAAGCGAGGGCAUCAGCGAUGUGUCACCCCUUAAACGGACGAUGCGAGACCGGACGCCGCCUCGAUUGUCCAAAAAUAAGGCGCUUCUCCGACAUUCAUCACAAGAUUCAUCGCCCUCUACGCCGCCAUUACAGGAGGGAGUGCUCUCUAAAAGAUUGAAGGAUAGCGUAUCGUGUAGCCCGGGACCGACGCGGAAUGACGAAUCGCCAUCUAAAUCACGAAAGGAAGACGUGCUGGCCAAAAUUGUGCGUUUCGACGCCCCCAGUCCAAAUGGCUCCACCGACGCUCGUGUAAUAGUAUCAGAAUCGAGAAACGAUCCUUACGGGUCAGGUGAACCGUUGGAUACUGAACGGGUCAGUUCUCGAGACAAGAAACGCGUUACCCGAUGCGAGACUCCAGAAUCUCGUGAUACACAAGAAUCCCGACGCCAAACGGAAAACGGGAGUCAGCGUCGUGAUCAAGAGAGUCUUGUGGACUCGCGCGACAGUGACAGCUGUCGUGAUGCGCGAGACAGCGACAGCAGUAGUGAACGCACUGAAGGAAGAGCCAGGAGGGCUAGAAAGCCUGUUACUUAUAAGGAGAAACCCCUUAAUAGAAAAUUACGGAGGUGA
Molecule: messenger RNA, 1698 nt
Organism: Parnassius apollo (apollo)
Lineage: Eukaryota; Metazoa; Arthropoda; Insecta; Lepidoptera; Papilionidae
Source: the annotation of a GenBank genome assembly